This is a messenger RNA of Parnassius mnemosyne (clouded apollo), 1314 nucleotides long. The record is from the annotation of a GenBank genome assembly. NCBI's taxonomy places the organism in Eukaryota, Metazoa, Arthropoda, Insecta, Lepidoptera, Papilionidae.
AUGCCGCCGCGAAAACCACGUAAUAAUGACUCCAGUUCAGAUGAGGAACCGGUGAAUCCGACACCUGUGGCACCUGUAAACCCGACACCUGCAGCACCUGUGCUUAUGUCCAAGAACCAGAUAUCGUCGCUUCUGGCCGCCUUCUCUGUGGCACAAACCGAGGCAAACCGCAAGCUCGUCCAGUCUCUUCUGACAUCGCACUUAGGGGCGCCGCCAAAUGUUGAUUCGAGUGCUGCUGGCGCGGCCACUGUCACGUCACUACGGUCGUCAUCUAUCCCAGGGACAUUCGUAAAAUGCACUGCACGGUUUGACGGUUCGUCUCAACACCCGGAAGCAGUGGAAGCAUUCAUUGACGCGGUGGAAAUGUAUAAGGAUUGUGCAUCAGUUAGUGAUGAGAUGGCACUUCGCGGUCUUCCUAUGUUACUUCAAGGAGACGCAGCAGUGUGGUGGCGUGGAAUCCGAAACGAAGUACACUCGUGGUCGGAUGCUGUGAAAUGCCUGCGCUUGAUGUACGGAGUUCCACGACCUGCAUAUAAGUUGUACCGAGACGUUUUUGCCGCCAAACAAGGAUCGGGGCGUGCCGAUAUUUUGGUCGUAAAGUUAAGGGCUUUGUUGGCGAAACUACCCUAUGAGUUACCAGAGGAAGCGAGAUUAGAUAUGAUUUACGGGCUUCUACAUAAGAGAAUCAGAAAACGGUUGUCGAGAGAUACUGUGAAUGACAUCGAAUCUCUCACUGAAAGAUCUCGAGCUAUAGAAGAGUCGCUGUCGGAGAACGCUGCGAUGCCACCGCUCGCGCCGCCACAACCGUCAGCGUCGCCGCUGAGUGUACCCGCGAGAUCCAGCCGCAGGCAUGGCGAGGGAGCUCAGCAUAGUACUUCGGGUUCGAGUUUGACGGCGCCUCAACUGCGCACCCCCGUCUCCGCUUCGCAGUCAUCACGUGACCGCGCACCAGCCCCGCGUAGUGAUCAGUGUGUGAGCAAAACUAGUGAUGGUGAGAAAAAGCUAUUCUGUGUUUACUGCAAAACGCGAGGACACGUCCGUGACUCCUGUGAUAAGUUAAAUAAAAGAUCUCAUUCUUCUAACUCAGGUAUUGUUUAUUAUAAUUGUGGCGACAAAGGUCAUAUUAGAGUAAAUUGCCCUAAAUGUUUACGGAGUAUACCUUCUAAUGAUAAUGUUAAGGUUGAAAAUGUAUUUUCGUCCAUCUUUGUUAGUAAUUGCGACUCGAGUUCGAAAUCCGAUUGUAAGGAGCAAGGUCGGCCUAUCGUACGAGUGAGUACAUAUAGGGGGAUACUUGGGUACCGCGUUGUUAGAUAG